CUAAGACAAACCUGGGUGCAGCCGGAAAGGUCCAGAUAAAUGAGCUUGUGGCAUCCGUUCCCUAAAUUCAGGGACGCCUCGAACCUCAGCUGUGUCCCAUUUUUCCUGAACCGCAUUCGUUAAGAUUACUGAGACGGGUUUCAAAGGAAUACUUUCAUUGUUCCAUCUGUCACAGCAAGUAAUUGGGGCCAGCUGAAUGUCAGGAUGCGCGUGGUUACCAUCAUAAUCCUGCUCUUCUUUUGUAAAGCAGCUGAGCUCCGAAGAACAAGCCCAGGGGGUUCAAAAAGCCGAGCAGGCCAUGGCCGGGCAGGUGGAAGGCGAGGCUCCAACCCCGUCAAACGCUAUGCACCAGGUCUCCCCUGCGAGGUGUACAUGUAUCUUCACGAAAAAUACUUAGACUGUCAAGAGAGAAAACUAGUGUACGUGCUGCCUGGCUGGCCUCAGGAUUUGCUGCACAUGCUGUUAGCCAGAAACAAGAUCCGCAUCCUGAAGAAUAACAUGUUUUCCGUGUUUAGAAAGCUGAAAAGCCUUGAUCUGCAGCAGAAUGAGAUCUCCAAAAUUGAGCCUGAGGCUUUCUCUGGUUUAAACAAACUUACCACUCUCCUUCUGCAGCACAACCAGAUCAAAGUCUUGACGGAGGAGGUGUUCAUUUGGACUCCACUCCUGAGCUACCUGCGUCUCUACGACAACCCCUGGCACUGCACCUGUGACAUGGAAUCGCUCAUCUCCAUGUUGCAGGUCCCAGGGAACCGAAACUUGGGCAACUAUGCCAAGUGCGAAAGUCCCCAUGAACUAAAAAAUCAAAAACUGCGACAGGUCAAGUCUGAAGAGUUAUGUAAUGAAGAAGAAAAGGAGCCAUCGGAUCCCGUGUCCCUCGUGUCUGGAAGACCUUCAGUGGAGGACUUAACUCUUUGCCACAAUUACGUGUAUCCCAUCCAAACGCUGGAUUGCAAAAUGAAAGAGCUGAAGAAAGUUCCCAAAAACAUCCCUCCAGAUAUUGUUAAACUUGACUUAGCAUACAACAAAAUUAAUCAACUUCGGCCCAAGGAGUUUGAAGAUGUUUAUGAGCUAAAAAAACUAAAUCUCAGCAGCAAUGGCAUUGAAUACAUUGAUCCAGCUGCUUUUUCAGGACUCACUCAUUUAGAAGAGUUAGAUUUAUCAAACAACAGUCUACAAAACUUCGACUAUGGAGUACUAGAAGACUUGUAUUUUGUGAAACUCUUGUGGCUCCGUGAUAAUCCUUGGAGAUGUGACUACAAUAUCCACUACCUCUACUAUUGGCUAAAGCAUCACUACAAUGUCCACUAUAAUGGCCUGGAAUGCAAAACGCCUGAAGAAUAUAAAGGGUGGUUUGUAGGAAAGUAUGUUCGCAGUUACUAUGAAGAAUGCCCUAAAGACAAACUGCCAGCAUAUCCUGAAACGUUUGACCAGGAAGCAGAGGACGAUGAAUGGGAGAAGACACACAGAGACAACACAGCAAAGAAGCAGAGUGUCCGAAUCACUAUAGUAGGAUAACUUAGACAUUGCUCUAGUUGCAGCUAGUUUUGUACUUGUUAUCCUGGUAUCAGAAACUUAUGUUUACAUUUGAGUUGCCUAUUUAUACAGGGA
This is a messenger RNA of Sorex araneus (European shrew), 1608 nucleotides long. RefSeq names its product leucine rich repeat containing 17 (gene LRRC17). Bases 205 to 1515 code for a protein of 436 amino acids. The transcript is spliced from 4 exons. NCBI's taxonomy places the organism in Eukaryota, Metazoa, Chordata, Mammalia, Eulipotyphla, Soricidae. The record is from RefSeq and is a predicted model, not a curated record. Gene Ontology annotation, molecular function: protein binding.